CUGCCGUGAGCGGAGAGUUCGCACGUGAUUUAUCUGCGGCCGCGGCCAACUUGUCACUGUCCUGCGCAGGCCGAUAACACAGAUAACGCGGUGGAAGCAAAAUGAGCCUGAUAACUCCAAGCGCGGCGCGACCGAACGGUGUCCUUCUCUCCCCCUUCUCCUACUCUUCACGAUGAUCCUCACCGGCGCGUUCCCCGCGUUCCUGACACUCGUCUUGUCCGCAACAGCACAGGCGCACCAGGAGUCGGACUUCUUCUACUCGCAGCAGCGACCGCUUGGGCAACAACGCCUCAUGCAGGACGGCGUCGACAUCUCGCACGAGCCCUGGGCGCAGAAGUACGGCCUGCAGCCCGACAUCGGGUACACCGGCCCCCUCAGCUUCUCGCACGUCCCAUACACGCGAUGCCUCGAGGACGGCAGCGUUGCGUUCGACAUCGGGCUGCUGGGCAUGCCGUUCGAUACGACGACGUCGUACCGCCCCGGCGCGCGGUUCGGGCCGUUUGGGAUCCGCGCGGGGUCGCGCAGGCAGGGGUUGGACCGCGGGUCGUUGGCCUGGGGCGGUGUGAGUCCCGUCGAGCAGGGCGCUUCGAUCUUGGACUGCGGUGAUGUAUGUCGGGUGGCAUUUCGUACCUGUGGCGAACACGGACAAUAUGAUGGCUAUUGACCAGAUGGAGACCGCAUACUACACCCUGAUCUCACGUGAGGUCAAGGGCGGCGUGUCGGCUGAGUACAGGCCAAGUACUGCGCAUCUCGCACUCGAUGGGAACGAGCAUCCGAGGCUGGUAACCCUUGGCGGUGAUCAUACAAUU
Mycena citricolor is the source of this 809-nucleotide messenger RNA. NCBI's taxonomy places the organism in Eukaryota, Fungi, Basidiomycota, Agaricomycetes, Agaricales, Mycenaceae. The record is from the annotation of a GenBank genome assembly.